Messenger RNA from Acanthosepion pharaonis, 1008 nucleotides. The record is from the annotation of a GenBank genome assembly. Lineage: Eukaryota; Metazoa; Mollusca; Cephalopoda; Sepiida; Sepiidae.
AUGAAAGUGGAGAGAAGGUUGAAAUACUACGUACAUAUUCUCAUUAACUUCCCCCUCUCUCUAUCUAUCUAUCUAUCUCUCUAUCUAUCUAUCUAUCUAUUUAUCUAUCUAUCUUUCUAUCUAUCUCUCACGCUUUCUCUUUUUUUAACUCCUCUCUUCAUUGUUAUCACUCUCUCUUUCUCUCUCUCUUUGUCUGUGAUUCUUCUUUUAUGUCUCUCACUCUUUUCAAUCUUUUAUCACUCUCUAUCUCUAUUUCUCUUUCUUUCUUUCUCUUUCUCUCUCUCUCUCUCUAUCUAUCUAUCUAUCUCUGUGUGUCUUUCACUCCUCACUUCAAACUGUUAUCUUUCUGUCCCUCGCUGUCACUCCUUUUCUUUGUGUCACUCCUCUCUUCAUUCUGUUAUCUCUCUCUCCCUCUCUCUCUCUAUCUUUCUUUCUCAAUCCAUCUAUCUAUCACUCUCUCUAUAUCCUCCCUCUUUCUCGUGCGCGCUCUUUGUAAUUCUUUUUUCUGUCACACUCCGCUGUUCAAUUUGUUAUCUCCCUCACUCUCUCUUUCCCUCUACGACUUUUCUUCUUUUCUAUUUUUCACUCCUUUCUUCAAUUUUUUUUAAUUUCUCCUUCUCUCUCUCUCUCUCUCUCUCUCUCUCUCUCUCUCACUUUACCCUGCCCACUUCUCGUUACCCAUUAUUCUGUCCUCCAACUCUGUUUUCUUCUCUAUAUGCUUCUCUUUUGCUUUGUUCCCCCUCCACAUUCCUCUCCCAUUACUCAUUUCUAUCUCACCGUUUCCAUAACUCCCAUGUACCUGUCCCACACCUCGUUUCUAUCUUCCUUCACGUUUCUGCCAUUCUUCUCAAAUUGACUAUUUCCAUACUCCUGAUUUCCACCUCCUACCCACGUCUCUAUCCGCUGCCCUUUUCUAUUCUCUCUCCUUCCUCUUCCUUGAUUCUAUCUUCCUCCACGUCUCUGCUCUUCCCCUCAAAUUUACCCUCCUCUCUAUUUCCAUACACCUGA